This is a messenger RNA of Dreissena polymorpha, 941 nucleotides long. RefSeq lists its product as uncharacterized. The transcript is spliced from 4 exons. NCBI's taxonomy places the organism in Eukaryota, Metazoa, Mollusca, Bivalvia, Myida, Dreissenidae. The coding region runs from base 212 to 808 and encodes 198 amino acids. The record is from RefSeq and is a predicted model, not a curated record.
CCAGAAAUAAGAUCUGACAAAAAUGCCCAUUUCUCAUAAACGAGUACGGAACCCAGUGGUUAUAUCAUUCUGUCAAUAUCACCAUCCUUUUGUUCAAUAAACUAAACGUAAUUGGGGGGUUGCUUCUUCCUUUUUUCUGGUGUUUUCUUUUUGCUUUAGUGAUUUGUGUUUGUGUGGCGGAUAAUUUGAGUGAACACGGAAAGUUCUCGCGAUGUCUCCCACGUCCAUUUUCCUGAUCGCCUGCCUGUCCAUGUUCCUGUACGCAGCUAACGCCGUGGGCAGGCGGUUCGAGCACGGAACAAUUCGCAAGAGAAACGUGGGACGGUCCGGCCGAUAUUUCCAGAGAUUGAACAACCCUCGUCGUCAACCCCCGCAAUGGAACAUAAACGCCGCUUUAACGAACGAAUCUGAUUGGUCGAGGUUCAUACCCGACAUACCUACAGGCGACGAAGUCGACUGCUACGUGGAAGUUGAAGUGGUCCACCGCGUCGGCGGAAGGUGCGUUCGACUGGGAGGGCAGCGGCGCAUGGCCGUCUGCCAGUCUGGCAUGUAUCUGGACGUCCACAGCGACAUCUGCAGGGCGCGCAUGCGACAAACGCAGACAGAAAUUGCAGCGUCGGCGGCUGCAGAGGCAGCAGCGUCCGGUGAGCCAUCAGAGCCGGUGGCGUCCUCGAGGGGUUCGUCAUCAGGAGUUUCACACCGAGAGCAUUUCAGGAACCAACAGAGAAUGGCAGAGCUCGUGACGCAAAACGCGCAACCGGAAAUGGAUUCCAGCGUUCCUGUUGUCAGUGCAGACAUCGAUGACUGAGUAGCGCUUUGUAUUUUCUUUCAUGAGAUCUGCAUUGUCUCGUUUUAUCAAAACUUUAGACUGUUGAGCAGCAAAUGCAGUUCAGUUAUAGUGUUAUGAUGAAGUAGUUGAUUUUAGUGUAUUUUCACAAAUA